CAGGCGCGGCGGCGGCAGGCGGCGGCGGCGCCCGCAGCCAUCCCAGCGGCGGACCCGGCAGCAGCCCCGGCAGCAGCCUCGCUGGCGCCUCAAGAAACUCCUGAUAACACCUAAGAAAAGAUGACAAGAUCCAGAUCAAGAUCACCACGGUGGAAACCAAGAUCCUUAUCUCCAGCGUUCAGGAGUCCAGAGCACCACAGGCCAAGGCAUGCUCAUGGUAAUUAUGACUGUGACUAUAAAAGCUUUCGUAAGGACCCAAAGAAGCCUGUGCCUUGGAGAGCUGAAGACGAGAAGUACGGACAAAGCAACGCCAGGUUCGCGCCUCACGCAAACAACCACCACAGGAUGUACGAACGCAGAUCACCCUCCCCAAACCUGAAGAGAAUUCCCAUGGAAGACUCCUACAGUCAUAAGCCCUACAGAACACGCUCAUCAGAGAGAACUGAAGGCACCAGGAGGUGCCAGUUGCCAGCCAAGUACGCGGAGACGCCUUACAAAGAGCACGAGCGGCCGUUCUACCAGCACAAGGCGGAAGACAGAUACCCCUUCGAGCACUACAAAGCUGCUGGCAAUGAGAAAGGAGGGAAACCUUUUCAUAGACCCUUAGAGGCUUCGUGCAAGCUUGACAGGAAAUGGCAGGAAGAGGACUUGAGGCACCAGAGGUUACACGAAGAGAAGUAUGGUCAGUCACCCAGAAGAGUUUCUGAUGAGUUUACGGCCAGGAGCUCUUUACAGAAGAGGUAUCCUGAAGAUCACGAUUACAGAGAGUAUGGGCAGACGUCCAAAAGGGCUCCAGAAGUGGAGAGGUAUGACGGUGGAGAUGUAGCAAGGAAUGCCAAGUGGAAGCAAGAACGUUCUUUUCCACCCUACCUAGAAAAGGAGGAGCACAGGAAUCUGGGCCUCCAGUCCCACCGCCCGGCCCCAAGGGACUACUCGGAGGGCUCUGGCCCCAAGAUAGCCUAUGAGUACAGUCACAAACGGCGCAGGCACCCGGAUGGGGAGCAGCCUUCUUCAGAGGAGAGAGCUCUGAAGUAUGUGAAGCAGGAAGAGCAGAAAUAUGGCUCUAAGGGGGCCCGGAACAGCAAAGAGUUAGAGUGCUUAAGUGGUGGAAGAGCAAGGAGGACUGAAGGGCACCUUGAGCUCCCCGAGAAAUACGCCUCCAAGAAGGGCUGCAAUGCUUGUCUUAACUCCUCCAAACUGCACGGUGAUCUGAGAGCUCUUAAACACAAAGCCAAGGAGAGAGUAAGGAGUGAAGGGGAAAUCAGGAAGAAAGUAGGUGCCUCUGGUAGCCAACAUGAUCCAAGUCAUAUCGUUUCAGAUGGGAAAGUGACAGAUGUCAGCUGUAGGAGGGAGCGGCUCACGAUCAAAGUGGAUAUGAAGAAGAUGGUGACCAAGUACAGGACUGCCUCUGGUCACACUACAGAGAGACAGAUGUCGCAUGAUCUGGUUGCUGUUGGCAGGAGGAAGGAAAAUUUCCAUCCGCUGUUUGAGCACAUGGAGUCUGUAACACAAAAUGUUGACAGUGACCCAUCAAGAGAAUUCACUCAGGAAAUAAUCACAAUUAUCCAUCAAGUGAAAGCCAAUUAUUUCACAUCUCCUGACAUAACCCUGCACGAAAGGUUCUCCAAAAUUCAAGAUAAACCAACUGCAGAGCUGAAUGAAGUGAAAGUGUGUUCAGAUCCAGAAAUUCACAGGAGGAUCGACAUGUCUCUUGCAGACCUUCAGAACAAACGAGCUGUGCCCUCUGAAGCCCCACAGACCAUUAUGAGAGUGUUAGAAGAUCCAAAUGACCUUCGGCACGACAUAGAAAGGAGAAGGAAGGAGAGGUUGAAGAAUGAAGAUGACAGAGUGUUCCGUGUGGAUGGUGCAGCUCCAAGGAACCAGCAAAGCUGCAGUCUCUCAAAACUGCAGAACUCCCAACUUGAUGGCUUCCACAAGCCUAUGAGGUUCAUGAAGCCACCUUUUAGGAAAUUCAUUGGAAGACCUCAUCUGAACUCUUACUAUUCGCCCAAACCCAUUGAUGCUUACCCUCACAGAUGUGUCAGGGGACACCUUGAAAACGCAGGACCCAUCAGAAGAUACUUUAAGAGCAACUUUGCAGAUGGUCGUUUGCAGCCUCACUACAGGUCAGGAUUAGUGCAGAAGGGUUUGUACAUCCAGGCCAAGUACCAGCGGCUGCGCUCUGUCGGUGUCAGGGGGUUCACCACCAGCAGGUUCAGAGAUGGAUUCUUGAGGAAAGAAAAGGGCAGUUUAAACAUUGCAGCAGAAACCUGAGCUAAGCCUGUCACCCUGACAUGGAACCAGAGACCAGAGCAAAGGGAACAUCUGUUGAGUUUUUUUUCUCUUGGGACAACUUUUAUCAAGACUUUCAAAUAGGAGAAUGGAACUAACCCUGGAACUUUCUUGAUUUAAAAAAAAGAAGAAGAAAAAAGGCAACCCAAGUUUAUUUUUCAGUAGUGGAAUGCUGCAGACCUUUUUUUACAGUUUUAAUAAUCCCUUUUCAAGCUGAGUGUUCAAUUGCAACGGUGUAGUUCUGUACCUGUAGCUCCUUUCCCAUCCCAGUCUCCAGCAAAGAAGUCAUGGAAGGGAAGCCUUAUUUAUUGGAUACAUUUCCCCCACCACCACCACUCUUCUAGGCAUGAUGUUACAGAAGGAACCUGAGUGGUUAUGCUCAGAGGUUUAUAUGUUGGAAAGUUUAUGUAAUAAAGAAAAAGUUUAAAGGAGGAAACAAAGAAACCAACAAAGAAGUGCCUGAAUUGUUUGGUAACAGCACAGCAGCUCAGGAUUGCCCUUUUCAGGUUGUGCAAUAGAUUUUUACACCUCUGUUCAGUCAUCAUCGUCUUCAUCAAAGCAGCCUUUUGAACAAGCCUACCCUUGGGGGUUCUGAUGUUGCCUGUACAUAGAUUUGUGACCUGUUCAAACUAUUUGGGACACCUUUCAGCAUUUCUUACUUGAGUUUUUUUCCAAGUGAAUGGUGCCAGGCAAGUGUGUGACGUCCUGUAGCAGUAGCUUCUAGCUGGGCUGAAAGCAUGCUUGGCUUUGGUAGGGCAUUAGUUGGUCUGUACUCCAAAAAAGAAGUGAUUUUUGUCUCAUGAUAUGUUGUUUUUUUUUCCUCUGGUGUGUGACAUUCUUGACCAAGCCACCUGUUCUCUAAUCUCUUUUCAUCACAAAUGGCAUUGGUGAUUUCCUGGAUUCUGGAAACGGAGCCUGAAGUAUUUAAUUACAAGGAAACAAAAACCCAAACAAAGAAAAAACAAACAACAAAAGAAAGGAUGCUACUGUUCCUGCAAGCUUCCCGCAGUGUUCUUACUAAAGCCUGGAAGAGAACUCGUGGAACAGGCAGAAGUGGCUACAUGAAGAAGCUUCCCAGAGGGCAGUUUUGCUGAGGCUGGCUGGAAGCAGUGCUGAAGGAGUUGGACUCCCAUCAGUGAAUGCUGCUUUAGCCAGGAUUAAAAGUGUGGCUGACUUCUGAGUUUGUGCUUUCUUAUUUUACCUGUGCAUGAGGAGAGAUCUCCAGUUACUUUUGUACUUGAACAGUUCAGCUUUGCUCUUUACUCCCACAACUGUGAGCAACAUACUACAGAUGGUUUUUUGAGGGGGCUGUUUACUGACUAUGAUUUGUUUCUUACUUUUUCCCCCCCCUUGUCCACUCUUGGCCCUGAGAUGAACGUGAGACAACGAAACACAGUCACUGUUUCAGUUCCUCUCCUUUUUAUUUGAUACUAUCUGCUCAGAUCACUUUUGGGCCAAUAACUUUGUUCAUUUGGGCUUCUCUCAUGAUGAAACUUUAAAGUUCAGGAUGGAACUGAAUUCUGUGACUGGAUGACAUGCUGGAGGCAUCUGCUGUGAUGUUAUCUGCUGCAAGGCAGGACCAUGAUUUCUCUUAGUGAAUUAAAGGCUUGUGUCUGUACACACA
This is a messenger RNA of Pogoniulus pusillus (Red-fronted tinkerbird), 3916 nucleotides long. It is a transcript of the gene BCLAF3, whose product is annotated as BCLAF1 and THRAP3 family member 3. Bases 121 to 2274 code for a protein of 717 amino acids. Gene Ontology annotation, biological process: positive regulation of transcription by RNA polymerase II. The transcript is spliced from 13 exons. Gene Ontology annotation, molecular function: transcription coregulator activity; DNA binding. The record is from RefSeq and is a predicted model, not a curated record. Lineage: Eukaryota; Metazoa; Chordata; Aves; Piciformes; Lybiidae. Gene Ontology annotation, cellular component: mediator complex.